AUGAACAAUCAUCGAUAUCGAAACACAACGGAAAGAAUAAGUUCAAAUAAUGGUCCAUCUGGUGUAUUACUUUGUGUAAUGCGUAUUGCGUUUAUUCUGAUAAUUAUUAUACUUAUUGCUAUGGUUCUGGUAACUGGUGUUUAUUAUGCUGUUGAUCUUGUUGUUCAAGGUGCUUGUCGAACAGUUCAUGAUGAUCAACCUUUUCUAAUUGAUUUGGUUAUUGAUAAAGUAAUCGAAUUGAAUGUUAUGCCCUAUUAUAAUUCUGAAAUCAAUAGAACAGUAAAUGAUGUGAUUAGUGAUUGUCGUAAUCAUAUACAUUUUAGUAAAAAUAUUUUUGAAAAUUAUUGGUCUGUGUUAGAUGAUGAUGUUAAAAACAUGAUGAAUACAUUAAGUGAUCACAUCUUUAAUCAAUUUAUUAAAUCUAUUGGACAAAUUAAUAUUCCUUCCGAUAUUAAUUUACUCGUACAAUUAGUUGCUCAAGCAAAUAGAUCAGAUGUUUCCGUUUUAGCUCAAGAAAUCGAUAAUAAUUUUAUGACAAUGAACAAAUUAUUUGCGAAUAUCAGCAAUUCAAAUUCAACAUUGUCACCAAAUCUUGUGCAAUCGACUAUUGGCGAGGUUUGUUUAUAA
This is a messenger RNA of Rotaria sp. Silwood2, 627 nucleotides long. Lineage: Eukaryota; Metazoa; Rotifera; Eurotatoria; Philodinida; Philodinidae. The record is from the annotation of a GenBank genome assembly.